Messenger RNA from Didymodactylos carnosus, 783 nucleotides. The record is from the annotation of a GenBank genome assembly. Lineage: Eukaryota; Metazoa; Rotifera; Eurotatoria; Philodinida; Philodinidae.
CGUCUAUUUGGAACGUGCAUCUUGAAAGGCGUGUACAAAAAAGACAGAAAAAAAUUAUCCUUUUCCUGUUAUCGCAUAGGUCUAUAGGCAGAUAUAUCUCAUGCAGACUGUAUUUCACAUAGGAAAAGGCAUUAAAUGCUAAAGAUCUGUUGAAAUGAAAGUGUAGUACAGAAGUGAAAAGUGCAUUUAAGACAAUCGGAAGAAAAUCCUUGAAAAGGGGGACACCCGUGGGGAGAGAUUUCGCGGAGGAGAAAUCUUUAUAUGUGGGAUUGUCCUCCUUAUGGGGGGACAUCUGGCAACCCUGCCACCUAGGUCCAAUACCCGAGGGGGAAAAAGUAGCUUCAGGUACCACCAGUAACCCGACGGAGCAUAGUGGAACCCUGUGGAGCGGUAGCUAGUUCCGGUGGUACCAAGUGGCUCCGCAUGAGUUCCAAUGAGUUUCGUUCAGCCCCAAGGACUUCCAAUGUGCUUCAAUUAGUUGCGUUCAGUUCCACUCAACUUCAAUGAGUUCUGAAGGGUGAGGCUUCUUGGAGCUCAUCGGAACUGAGUGAAACUCAUGUGGAGCCACUUGGUACCACCGGAGUUGCUUUUUCGCCCUCGCCAAUAUCACACUACUUUUGCUUAGGAGGAGGACGUUUUCGACUAGCGUCAGGCGUUGAUCCAGUUAAUCUUUUGCCUCAUCAUGUUAUUCGGUCACGCUCCGCAGGCUGCCUCGAUGGACGUCAUGGUAAACCAACUGCGUCUCGCAGUUUUGCUCGCUGUCCAGCUUCGGCGUAUGCCUGA